AUGAGAUAUCAAGGUAACUGAUAUACACACCUAAAACAGAGGAGAGUAGCAGUACCCAUAGCUUCGUCUCCUUUGCUCUCUGUACAACAAUAAUGCUUCUCUCUCAUCUCCCCUCCGCCGCUGACCCUCCGCGCCUCAGCCAGGAGGACAUCCACACCUCCUCCUACUUCUACAGCGCUCCCCCAACCCCCAUGCAUUUCGAUCGAAUCAAUUCCGCUUCAUUCCAGUUCCAAUUCUCUUCUAGGUUUGCUCCUACCGCUAAUUUGCCUAACGCCGACGACCUCUUCUUCAACGGCCACAUCCGGCCGAUGCAAUUGCACAGCGGAGGCGGAGAUCUCAAAUUCUCGCACCGGAAAGCUAGAUCCAUGUCGCCGGCGGUGGAAUACGAGGCGAAGAGGAUCAAUGAGUCGCCGUCGGGGAGGAACUCGAAGAAGUGGAUGUUUCUCAAGGAUCUACUGCAUCGGAGCAAGAGCGAGGGGAGAGGCAACAGAUUCUGGUCGAUCUCGUUGUCUUCACCGUCGUCUUCGAAGAAUCAUGAGACGAAGAGAGGAACGAAGGCUCCGGUUAACGGAAAAGCUGCGAACGGAUUGUGGCGGAGGCGAGUGUCGGCGCACGAGCUGCAUUACACGGCGAAUAGAGCGCAGGCGGAGGAGAUGAAGAAGAAGACGUUUCUGCCGUACCGGCAAGGUCUGCUUGGGUGCCUAGCCUUCACUGGAUCAUUUACCACUAAUCGGAAUCCUAUUUCAUCCAUCUGAAAUCGGAGUAUUUGAAUUAUGGGAGAUGCUCAUAAUCACUUUUACAUUUGUGAUUUGGUUUCAAUUUAUUUUCCCAUCAUGUAUUGGAAACUUGUUCUUGAUUUAUUCCAACUUUAGCUGCAUGAAAUUGUAUAAUGAAGCUUGUACAUUAAUUGUGGAAGGUUUGAAAGAAUAAAUCAGUAAUGCAGGGAAAUUAAA
Messenger RNA from Salvia hispanica, 953 nucleotides. RefSeq lists its product as uncharacterized. Lineage: Eukaryota; Viridiplantae; Streptophyta; Magnoliopsida; Lamiales; Lamiaceae. The record is from RefSeq and is a predicted model, not a curated record.